UAGGAGGUGGGGCAGAAAAAGGGAGGGGCUCUUGGUCGGAAACAUGAGUUCUGUGACUUUAUGAAUGGGGGAUAGUCCCCAUUGAGUAUAAAUGGAGACCAGCAAAGUGAAGGACAGUACCAGCAAGUCUUGCUCCUGCAGAACAGAGCUACCAGCCAGACCCCAGGAGAAAAGCCUUACCAUGCCUACAUUGAUGCUGCUCUUCUACUUCCUUUUCCUGACUGGCCCCAGCCCCAGUUCUGCCUCAGAGGACAACUGUACCAGCUUCUCCACCACAUUGCCCAUCUUACUCCGAGAACUUCGAACAGGCUUCGAGGAAGUGAAGGGUUACUUUCAAAGCAAAGACGAAUUGAUUUCUGUGAGAUUGUUAGAUGAGCCUUUGCUGGAAGACUUCAAGAGUUACCUGGGCUGCCAGGCCUUGUCAGACAUGAUUACGUUUUACCUGGAAGAUGUGAUACCUCGGGCAGAGAAUGAAACGGAGAUCAAGAACAGCGUGGUCUCCUUAAAAGACAAGCUGAUGGGGCUGAGAAGGACACUCAAACAAUGUCACAGAUUCCUGCCUUGUGAAGUCAAAAGUACUGCUGUCCAGAAAAUCAAGAGCACCUAUGAGCAACUCAAUGGUAAUGGAGUUCUCAAAGCAAUGGGGGAGUUUAAUAUAUUCAUCAACUACAUGGAGACAUUUCUGAUAAAGCAAUUCAAAAGUUGA
Messenger RNA from Sarcophilus harrisii (Tasmanian devil), 706 nucleotides. It is a transcript of the gene IL10, whose product is annotated as interleukin 10. Gene Ontology annotation, biological process: immune response. NCBI's taxonomy places the organism in Eukaryota, Metazoa, Chordata, Mammalia, Dasyuromorphia, Dasyuridae. The record is from RefSeq and is a predicted model, not a curated record. Gene Ontology annotation, molecular function: cytokine activity. Gene Ontology annotation, cellular component: extracellular region.